Bipolaris oryzae ATCC 44560 is the source of this 669-nucleotide messenger RNA. RefSeq lists its product as uncharacterized. The transcript is spliced from 2 exons. NCBI's taxonomy places the organism in Eukaryota, Fungi, Ascomycota, Dothideomycetes, Pleosporales, Pleosporaceae. The record is from RefSeq and is a predicted model, not a curated record. The annotation marks the transcript as partial.
CCUAAUGGCCCCCUCCCCAACGACACAGCAAGCGCCCACACGAAUCAUCUUUGGAGUCCAGGGUCUACGAAAAUCGAACAAAUCGAAAUUUGUAGUCGAAUGAAUGACCAAAUUUUCUUGCCGGAACUCAAGAAGCGCUACAAGAAACAUCGUCUAAUGGUUUCAAGGUGGUUUUCACCCUUUCGAUUUCACCACUGUGAUUUCGUUAAAUUCCGGAAAGUCAGCGUCGAUCGAGUCUUCUUCUCAUGCGGGGGACUUCCAGAAGAUGGAGUGUUUGCUAACGAGUACGAAUACGAUCCGAAACCACCGCUGGGAAAGAUACCGCUCAUAGAACUUGACGUGUUCGCCGCAUGUCUGGAGUCUUGUGAUGACGGAUGCAAAUGGUCAGCCCUUGGGCCAUGGCUACACGACUGCUUUCAGCUGCCGCCCGACACGGAAAGAACAACCUGCAUACCGAAAAAGAGGAGGGAAUUUGAUAUGAAAUCGACGCACGAUGCGGAGAAUCUUGUGUGGGGUAUUCAGCCCAGUUACGCCUUGUCUCUUUUUAUGAUUUCCAUCUACGCUCUCGUUCCAUUGUUGUCAGCUUUCGGGUUCUGGAUAUAUUGGUUGGCACGCCAUCCGGGGGACUGGCAGAACGCUUCGGUUCCAAUGGUGACUGCAGUGACGCUU